AUGGACGUUGUGAAGACACCUACGAAGCAACUACAGAGGCUAAAUCUAACCUCGCCCGGCAUCGCCAAACCGGACUUUGUCGUGAGGAAAUACUCGCGCACCCUCGCCAACACCGUGCUCAGCGAGCUAACGACAAGAACCCAAAACAUCGGAGAAAAGACCAACUUCAAGAUUGCAGAGUUCCCACGUUUUACAAGUUCGCCUCGCAUCUCCCCGCGCGUGUCGCCGGUAGGGAGAGACUCCAUUGCGUUGCACUAUUCUGUCCAUCCUCGCUCGGCCAAGCGUCGGAAGACUGAGUCAGGGUCGUCGCCAACGGCGCCCGUGCCUUUGGAAAGCUAUGAGAAACGAAAGCAAACGCAGAAACCUAGAGCCGCAGCGGCAGCAGUCACGGCAGCAGGCCUCGAGAAGCGAAACCCAAAAAUCUCGGCAACAUCAACCACAGCAAUACCCGCGACAACAACACCCGUGCCAUCGGAAAGUUGUGACAAACGAAAGCAAAUCCAAAUGCAAGCGCAGAAGCAGAAGCAAAACAUCUCGAGAGCUUCGUCGAGGAUACCCCCCUCGAGGAUAUCGCCCAGUAGAGGCUCACGCGACUUGCACUCGUACUUGCGCCAAACAACAGACUCGGGAUCGCCCAAUAAGGAGACCACGGCGCGGUCCAAGGUUUCAGUGAGCCUCACGCCCGCCCCGCUGUUGAGACCGCCUCCUGCGUUGUCCUCGUCGCGCCAUGCUUCGGCUCCAGUUCCUGUCUCGUCCCCUACGCGCUACGACUCGCCUACAGUGUCGUCGUCGCAGAAGUCGCUCAAAAAGUACCUCAGGUUUAAAGAACGGUACAACUGA
This is a messenger RNA of Lodderomyces beijingensis, 840 nucleotides long. Lineage: Eukaryota; Fungi; Ascomycota; Pichiomycetes; Serinales; Debaryomycetaceae. The record is from the annotation of a GenBank genome assembly.